AACUCUUUAUAACUGUGAACACACACUCCAACUGACGUGGCAAACCUACUUUCAAGCUAUGAUAUUAGCUCAAUACCUACGGUUGGAAGCCCCCCUCUCUUUAGUUUGUUAGUUGCUAUGGUAGCCGUGUUCGGCGACUGUUAACCGUCGAUGGGUACAGUUAACUUGGUCCAAACGUUGACAAAAGGUUUAAAUGGCUAAAAUGGCGUUUAAAAUAAUGUCACAAAACAACGUAGACUGUUUGGUGGACAGUUUAAUAGAAGAUGAAGCUGAGAGAGAGACUCUUCUUGCCAAACCUACCUGCUUCAUCAUAGUUGGAAAACCGGGUGUGGGCAAAUCCACCUUGGCCAAAAACAUUGCAGAGUCCUGGAAGUGCAUCUUGAUUGAUGAUACAGAUCUGCUCAGCACACACAUAAAAAAUAAAACGGAGCAAGGUUUAGAGCUCUUGAAUAUCUUAUCAAGAGGAAGAAGCAUACCAGAAGACAUGGUGCUCCAGCUGAUUCUUACCAGGCUUAAUUCGACAGAUGUGGAGCACUAUGGGUAUGUACUGAGCUGUCUGCCAUUCAUGUCAGAAGAGAGCCUGAAGAUUCAUGAGCAGAUCGAGUUGAUCAAAAACCUCAAACUAACACCUGAUUUCAUCAUCAACAUCAAGUGUGCAGACAAGGAUCUAGUCCAUAGGCUGUCGGGUCUUAAGCAGCACCCAGAGACAGGGCAGCUGUACAACAGGAAUCAGUGGCAGCAUGAGGAGGUGUUUAACAAGAAAAAAGAGAACAAAGAUGAAGAAGUGGAGGCUGAGGAGGAGCAGGCUAGGGAAGGGGAACUCCAAAAGAAAAUUAUUGACCAGAUGGUGUGGAUACCAGAGAACUUAGCCAGAAAUGCUCUUCUGAAAAUCAACAUGUACAAGCAUACCAUGCUCGGACCACUGCAGGACUACAUGAAGGACCACAACCUACUGUACCUGUUGGAGCUGGAUGGAAACAACACACCUGAAGAGCUACACUCUUCUGUAAUGUCCCAUCUUGGAUCCAUGGCGAUAAAGCGAGUCUCCAUUCCAGUCCCUAUUCACUGGUCUGAUGAUGAAGAAUUGCCAGCAGACAUUGACACGGAGGACCUACUGAGAAGUAUGUGCUCCUCCAGGACAGUGGCCCCUGGCUUUAGAUGGAGAAGAAGCCGCUGGGGCCGAACUUGUCCUGUUGCUCUGAAGGAGGGCAAAUUCAUUCUUGGCAAGCCAGAAUUAUGUGUUGGCUUCCAGGACAAAAUAUACAUCAUCUCAUCCGAGGAGGCUUUCCAGAAGUUCAUUACAAACCCCAGACGGUACCUCCUUCCUCCACUGCCCCGGUCUCCUUGCAGAGUUUCCAUCAUUGGACCUCCACAGGCAGGGAAGAGCACUCUGUGUAAGCUUCUAGCUCAGCACUACAAUGCGUUGGUGCUUGAUAUGGAGGCAUUGCUGCAGCCGGCUCUGGCCAAGGCUGAACAGAAGAGGCUUGACAAAAUCAAAGAGGAGGCAACCCAGGUUGCUAUAGAGAAAAUCAAGAUGAAGAUGGAGCAGGAUGGUGACCAGAAUUCAGUAACAGAGAAUCAUCCAGAGGUGAAAGCCAUGGUGGUCACUGCGCUGGAAGAAGCCCAGCAUAUGAGCACAGUUCCCUUUGGCCUGUAUGCUGAGGUACUGCAGAAGCGUAUUAAAGAGAUUGAAGAGGCUGACACUGAUGCAGAUGUCAGGACUGGCUGGGUCCUUGACAACUUUCCCAAGAACUUCUCCCAAAUGGAUGCCUUACAGCAGGCUGGACUCCUGCCAGACAUUCUCUUCUGUCUUAAAGACAGUGAUGGAAAUCAUGUUUUGAAGCGAUUGUAUGACAUGAACAAGAAGAGCAUGGACAAAGCAGUAAGCAAGGGGUUGCAGGAGGAACAAUCUGAGAAGGAGUGGCAGGCCCUUUCUCUGAGUUGUAGAAACCAGAAGGAGCAUGAAUCGGAGGUAGAGGCCCAUCCUGCAGAACAGCAAACAAACUUAGAGACAGUUGUUGAAGAGACUGAAGAAAAUCAUGAACAAUCAAACAUCACCAGCCCUGGAUUUCCUGGUAUCAUCAAAAAGGAAGCUGUGGUACUACCUGAUGACAGGGAGCUGGGUUAUCCAGACGGUCCGGAGAUGAAUGAAUAUAAACUGCAACUGCAACAGUUUGCGUCCGAGUGGGAGCAAAUGCAGUCCACUUUAACUGUCGCCCACUCAGUACUGGAGAUAGGCAGCAGAAGCCCUGAGGACCUGCUUCAGGAGAUAAUCCUUCAGAUGGAGAAACCUUUUCAGUAUGUGUCCUCGGAGCUGUCAGCGGUGGACAUGGACGAGGAGACAGAGGAUAUCGAGGCCUUGGCUGAGCUGGAGAGAGCCGAGGAAGGCAGGGGUGACAAUGACGCGGAGGAUGAGGAGGAUGAAGGGGACACGGCAGUCAAGAGAUUAUUAGGCGAUACCCAUCAUUUCUGCCCUGUGCUCUUAAAAACCCACAACGUUCUAAGGCCCUGUACGGACAAAAUUGCAGCCAAAUACCGUGAAAAGACCUUCUUCUUCUCUAGUCUAGAAGCCAGGGAUUCCUUUCUUCAAAGCCCUGCGCAGUUUGUUGCACGAAACGGGCCUCUCAAGGCUCCUGCUCUGCGGAUCUUUUUGCUUGGCACUCGAGGGUCAGGCAAGACCACUAAUGGUGAGUGGCUCGCUCAGCAGCUUGGCAUCUUCCAUAUUCAGUUCAGGGAGCAACUGCAGAUGCUCAUCAUGGCCAAGACAAAGAAGAAAGUACCUUAUGCUGAUGAGGUAGAGACUUCAGAGGACUCUCCUGAGGACUUGGAGGCCCUGAUAAAGGCAGCUAGGGGAGAGGACGACAAGGAGACGGAGGACACCUCUGCCAAUAAGAUGGAACAGGAAGUGGAACUGACUGAUGAGGAAAAGGCCAUCAAAGCCUACCUGUCUGAUGGAGAUCCGCUGAGUUCACAGAUCCUGGAUAUGGUUAUCAGACCAUACUGGAAACAGGAACCAUAUAUGUCUACAGGUUUUAUUUUGGAAGGCUUCCCUCACAAUCCAGAAGAGGUACAGUACAUGUUGCAGCGACAGCUUUUCCCUGACCUUGUGGUAAUCAUGGCAGUGGAACUCUCAGAUGUUCAGAAACGUCUGUUGCCAACAUACCUGGAUAACUGGCGUGAGCGGCGCAGACAUCAUGAAGCACAGCUGACCCUCCUUCGUGAUCUACGUAGGAAGAACCAAGAGGAGAACAUUGUCAAGAGAAGAGCUGAACUGAUGGCAGAGAAAGGUGCCAAAGCAGUGAAUACAAAGUUCAGGUAUCAUCAAGAUGAAGAAGAUGAUGAAGAGGAUGACGCUGCGGACAGCAUAGAGGAUGAGAUAGAGGCCAUCCUGGAGGAGGAGUUUCCUGCAGAAGAGGAUAAUGAAGACACAGAGAAUGAGGAAACUGAGGAGGUGGCAUCUGAAAGGCUGGAGAUGGAGAUAGAAGAACGUUUUGUAUCAGAUGAAAACAGGCUUCAUGUUGUGAUGGAGCUCCUGAGUGAAGAAAACAUACCAAAAGUGUCAGCCAAUGCAUCUCGCAAGCUCUGGUUUGUGCGGCAUCAGCUACUUCGGAAAAUCCAGCCACUGCUGACCAACAGGGAGUCACUCUUCCAAAAAUGCCAACCCAUCUCAUACAGCCUAGCACAUAGGCUGCUGCUCUCUUCUUACAAGCUCCACAGCACCUUUGGCUGUCGGGACCCCGUAAAGCAAUACAAGGAGAGAGAUUUGAUUCAGCCUCUGCUGUGGCCGCUCAGUACCACAUAUCCUCUGAUCUUCCAUCAGUAUAUCUACUUCUUUGCAUCUAAGGAGAACCGCAACACAUUUAUGCUGAACCCCUUGAAGUACCUUAAACAGCCAAAGCCCACACCACCCCCGCCUGUUAAAAUCGCUGUGGUUGGACCACCCAAAUCUGGAAAAACUACUGUGGCACAGAUGUUUACUCACAAAUAUGGUUUGGCCCGGCUGUCCAUUGGCAGUGUCAUGCGUAUGGUACUUAACACUCAGGAGCAUACUGAUUUAGCUGUCCAGAUGAAAAAGCAUCUUGACCAGGGUCUUGUUGUGCCAGAUGAAUUGGCCAUUCAGUGUCUGAAGGUGGCACUCAUGAGCUCAGUCUGCAACACUCGAGGGUAUGUGUUGGAUGGCUUUCCAAAGACGCUUCAGCAGGCAGAGCUGAUGGAGUCUCUGAGCAUCAUCCCCAUGAUAGUAGUUGAGCUGGAGCUGAACACAGUGGAGGUGCUUAAUAGAGGCCUCGUGGACAAGAUGAAGCCCAACAAGCCUCAUCUGAUGCACGACAGCUCUGAAAUACUCCAUAUUCGUAACUCCUGUUACAAGCAAGAGGUGGAGCGUGUGAGGAAAUACUUUCAGCAACAAUAUCAGAACUGGAUCCCUCUCAGUGGCUUAAAGAGCAAAUGGUGGAUCUGGAACAGCAUUUUAAAGGAGAUCAGCAUCAGCAUGAAAAAUAUCCACACCUACCUGGAUAGGACAAGCAGCAGGCAAACGGCUUGCAUCAACAGACUGUGCAUCACACCCAAGGAACUGCAGCAUGGUCUUGGAGAGUUUGGCCAGUACUGCCCUGUUUGCCUGGCUCUGCAUUACCACCUGGUGGACUGCUCCGAAACUACAGCCUUAACUCAUGCUGCUGAACACAGAGGACACUAUUACAAGAUGUGUGGCAAAGACCAUUUAGAGCGGUUCCUGAUCACUCCAGAUCAGUUUGUGACGCCUGGCUGCCCACACACUCUCCCACAACCUCACCUGUUGCCAAGAAAGCUAACCGACAGUCAGGUGAAGAACAGUUUCCCACAGCAAGUUGAGAUGCAGGGCUUCUGCCCCGUCACUUAUCUGGAUGGAAAGCAAAGGUAUGAAGCCCUGGUACGAGGAAAGAUGGAAUAUGCUGUGGAAUAUAGAGAACGGAUCUUCAUUUUUGAGACAAAGCAGAAACAGGACAAAUUUAUGAGGAGUCCUGAAACCUACUGGGACCAGAAACUACCCAGUAAGGUUCCUCCUCUUUGUGAGCCUGUACCCCUCACCUCCCUUCCAACAUUGGGCUACCUGGAACAGGGUGUUGCAGUAGCAGUCAUCAAGGCCAUGACAGCUGUUGGGUGUCUCAAACCAAAGUAUCCCUUCCUCAGUAUACAAAGAUCAGCACUCCUCUAUGUGGCCUUCUAUCUGAAAGCUUUCAACCACAAGAGCGCUGACUACACCAAACAGAAGUACAAAAAGAAGCUGGCCUUGUUUGAAGAGAACUGCGCUCUGAUUCCCUACCUGAGCUCAGUAAUGAGAGGGAACUACAGGCCUCCCAGUGAACGUCCCAUUGACUUUGAGUUCAAAAUGAAUCGGUUCCUGGCUUUGGGAGAGGAGCCAGGAGCCAACAGUGUGCUUUAGUUGUGCCUCUUUUAAGACUUGCCAUUUUAUAUUGGGUGAAGGACUGUGUCUCAAAAAAAAGUAAUUUGAAAGUAAGCUGCUGUAAGAGCAGAUACUGUGCUUUCCUUUUUUGCAUCACAUUUUACCUGAAAAUGAAAGGGUAAUGGCCAUUUAUUUUGACCAUACAACACUCCUUAAUCUAUCAAUAUAUUUUAAAAAAAACUCUAAAUCAAAUGUGAAACUACUGAAAUAUGAAAUUAAUUCAUAAUAUGAUGAUUGUUUUCUGCUGCUCAAGUCAUGAGCCGUCUCUAUGCAGUCUGCAAGAGGCAGUCACUGUAUGUUUGUCCUGGGACCCGAUUCACUUGAGAUAACUCAUCCAUAAAAAAAUGCAUUACCAAAAAUAAAUUCCCUUUCAUGUGUAAA
Messenger RNA from Scatophagus argus, 5824 nucleotides. RefSeq names its product adenylate kinase 9 (gene ak9). Gene Ontology annotation, cellular component: cytoplasm; mitochondrion. Bases 194 to 5422 code for a protein of 1742 amino acids. The transcript has 36 exons. Lineage: Eukaryota; Metazoa; Chordata; Actinopteri; Scatophagidae. Gene Ontology annotation, biological process: nucleobase-containing compound metabolic process. Gene Ontology annotation, molecular function: ATP binding; ATP hydrolysis activity; AMP kinase activity. The record is from RefSeq and is a predicted model, not a curated record.